Molecule: messenger RNA, 1413 nt
Organism: Camellia sinensis
Lineage: Eukaryota; Viridiplantae; Streptophyta; Magnoliopsida; Ericales; Theaceae
Product: transcription factor MYB93
Source: RefSeq, a predicted model, not a curated record
AAAAAAAUAAAAAAUUGUUUGAGUGAUGUAAAAGGGUAUAUAGGUAAUUUCAAGAUGACAAAGGGCAUUGUUUGGUCAACAAGCAAAUGGGAGGCACCCACGUCAGCAUCCUUCAAUUGGAAUAGUGGUACACAAUGAGAGAAGACAAGAGGAUGAAAGAGAGUAUGUAUAUAUAUAGAUAUAGUAAAGCUUGAGAUUUUGGUAGGGUUGGAGGAGGCAGCCAAACCGUAGUGAAACAUUAGAUAUUAGAAAUGGGAAGGUCUCCUUGUUGUGAUGAGAGGGGACUCAAGAAAGGUCCCUGGACUCCUGAAGAAGAUCACAAACUUGUCAAAUACAUCCACAAACAUGGCCAUGGCAGCUGGAGAGCCCUCCCUAAACUCGCAGGUCUUAACAGAUGUGGGAAGAGUUGCAGAUUAAGGUGGACUAACUACUUAAGGCCUGAUAUAAAGAGAGGAAAGUUUUCACAAGAAGAAGAACAAACAAUUCUCAAUCUCCAUUCCAUCCUUGGCAACAAAUGGUCUGCAAUUGCCACCCACCUUCCCGGACGAACUGAUAAUGAAAUCAAGAAUUUCUGGAAUACCCAUCUCAAGAAGAAGCUAAUUCAGAUGGGUUUUGAUCCAAUGACUCACCGGCCUCGAACUGAUAUUUUCUCAAGCUUACCUCAUCUCAUUGCUCUGGCUAAUCUCAAAGAGCUCGUGGAACACCAUUCAUGGGAAGAACAAGCUGUGAGAUUGCAGACAGAAGCUGUUCAAAUGGCUAGUCUUCAAUACCUUCAAUAUCUCCUUCAACCUCAACCUUCCAUGUCAACUUUCUCAAACAACUCAAACUCUACUGUCACAGAUAUGGAGACUUAUAAUCUUCUGAACUCACUAUCUUUAAUGAAAGAUAGCUCAAUCCAAUUUGGAACUCCAACCCCAUCUUCUCUUGGAACUACUACCACUCUUCAAUCAAUCCAGGACUCAUUCCCUUUCUCUCAUAUGCCUGAUUUGCAAGUACCAUCUAGCUUUCAAGCACCUAUGGAUAACAAAGACAUAGUUCAAGCUUCUGAUUAUACAGUGCUCAGCCACGGUGAACACUCGCCGACUUCUCCAUGGCUUGCAUCAACCACAUCUCCAUCUCCUCCAAUGGCUGCUGCUCCGACUUCGAUAGCAAACAUGGGGGAUGCUUGCAGUACUUCCAGCUAUGAAGGUGGGCACUCUUCGUUUUGGCCUGAAGUCCUCCUUGAAGACCCCUUGUUUCAUGAGAUUGCUUAGUUUUUAACUUAUUUGCUUGGAAGGUUUGGAGUUGCUUGCACUACCCUUUUUUCUUUGUAUUUUUAUUGGUAUACAUACUGUAUAUCUAUAAUCCAUCUGCAUAAUAGUUGAACAAUGCAUUAAUGAUAUGUACAAAACUAUAAUUAUUAAUGUUUCUGAU